Messenger RNA from Jaculus jaculus (lesser Egyptian jerboa), 1008 nucleotides. RefSeq names its product LSM2 homolog, U6 small nuclear RNA and mRNA degradation associated (gene Lsm2). The transcript has 5 exons. The record is from RefSeq and is a predicted model, not a curated record. Gene Ontology annotation, molecular function: RNA binding. Gene Ontology annotation, biological process: mRNA splicing, via spliceosome. Bases 9 to 656 code for a protein of 215 amino acids. Lineage: Eukaryota; Metazoa; Chordata; Mammalia; Rodentia; Dipodidae. Gene Ontology annotation, cellular component: Lsm1-7-Pat1 complex; catalytic step 2 spliceosome; P-body.
CCAAGGAAAUGACGGGGUCCAUGGCACAUGCUGAAGAACAAAACCUCCGAGACGACAUACUACCUGCAGUGCGGAGCUGGCAAACGGAGCCAGCGCCUGCGCAGUGGGAGCCUGUCUGGGAGGAAGUCCAAGACAGGAAGUCCCGCCCCCUCCCCGGCUGCGCGGUCUCCUCGCCUUCUAUCCUGCUCGCCAUCGCGGAGCCUUCGGUGUAUCGCGCGCUUCUCAUUAGGAUCCCCCCCCACCUUCGCCCCCCGGCUGCGGGAUCCUGCCCCGGGCCCCACUCGUGGGAUCGCCCCCUCUCUCCCGGCCUGUGGUCCGUGGCUCUCGGUCCCUUCCCGGCCGAGCUUGCUGCGCGCGGCGCCAGCACCAUGCUCUUCUACUCCUUUUUCAAGUCUCUUGUGGGCAAGGAUGUGGUUGUGGAACUGAAGAAUGACCUGAGCAUCUGUGGAACCCUGCAUUCUGUGGAUCAGUACCUCAAUAUCAAGCUAACUGACAUCAGUGUCACAGACCCUGAGAAGUACCCUCACAUGUUAUCAGUGAAGAACUGCUUCAUCCGAGGCUCAGUGGUCCGUUAUGUGCAGUUGCCAGCGGACGAGGUGGACACACAGCUGCUACAAGAUGCAGCGAGGAAAGAAGCCCUUCAGCAGAAACAAUGACGGCUGCUGUUCCUUUUCUCCUCCCUGUACGUGGGUGUCCACCUCCUCAAGUCCUAGCUGAGGACGCGUGUCUUCCCCCCCCCCCAUACAGGAGUUGUGUGUAUGUUUCUUUUUUAAAUAGUGAUGCCUUUUUUUUUUAAUUGGGUGGAUGACAGUAACAAUAGUGGGGAGCAGUAUCCUCUGUUCGAAGGGUGGAAUAAGAAAGCUGGGAACUGCAGAGCCUUCUGAGUCCUCAGCACCUGCCUUUCUCCUUCCUGGAGAUGGUGAGAGUUUCCAGGGCCCUUUGUGAUACAUUUGGGGGAUGGAGGGAAUCUGUCCCGCAUCGGGAGUAAACAUUAUGGUGCAAAUUUGA